This is a messenger RNA of Ipomoea triloba (trilobed morning glory), 2135 nucleotides long. RefSeq lists its product as uncharacterized. Gene Ontology annotation, molecular function: DNA-3-methyladenine glycosylase activity. NCBI's taxonomy places the organism in Eukaryota, Viridiplantae, Streptophyta, Magnoliopsida, Solanales, Convolvulaceae. The record is from RefSeq and is a predicted model, not a curated record. The transcript is spliced from 5 exons. The coding region runs from base 121 to 1287 and encodes 388 amino acids. Gene Ontology annotation, biological process: base-excision repair.
UCCUUCCCGGACCUAUCUAUCCUGCAGAUUACCACCCUCACAACUGCAUUUCCAUUUCCAUAGCUCCUUCUUCAUUGAAUUAAGAUUCAGACAUUCCUGUUUGAUCAAGAAGAAGUGAAGAUGUGUUCCUCCAAGACUAAAUUGCAGGGAGAUAUGACCCCAAAUGUCUCCCAUAUCAACGGCCGUCCAGUUCUGCACCCCAACUGCAACAGAGUUCCUCUGCUGGAGCGUCGCAAUUCCCUUAAAAAGCCCUCCACAACCACAAAGCCACCCUCUUCCGCCGCAUUACAGCCCUUAUCGCCGCCGUCUGCUACUAAGCUUAGGCCGAAGCCCUCAGCCGCCUCGCCUCCGGUCUCGCCUAAGAUCAAGUCUCCCCGACAGCCGGCCGUAAAGAGAAGCGGCAAUGAUCCCAACGGCCUCAAUUCCAGCCUCGACAAGGCUUUAUCCCCCAAGGCCACUGCUAAAUCAGCAGACUUGUUGUUGGCUAAGAAGUUCAAGAAAGGCGGCGCCGGCGCGGAGACGGAGAGUUCCUUGAUAACCGAAGCGCCAGGAAGUAUAGCGGCGGCGAGAAGGGAACAAGUGGCGAUUAUGCAAGUCCAACGGAAAAUGCGAAUUGCCCACUACGGAAGAACCAAAUCCGGCAAAUUCGAAGAUGGAAAGAUCGGCGCCGCUGACUCUCACCCGCCGGCUGCUACCAGUCCCCGGCAAGAAAAGAGAUGCAGCUUUAUCACUGCCAAUUCUGACCCAAUCUAUGUUGCAUACCACGAUGAAGAAUGGGGAGUCCCUGUUCACGACGACAACAUGCUGUUUGAAUUAUUGGUGUUGACUGGUGCUCAAGUUGGAUCAGAUUGGACAACAGUCUUAAAGAAAAGGCAAGAUUUCAGGGAGGCCUUCUCAGGAUUUGAUGCAGAAAUUGUGUCAAAGUACACAGAGAAGAAGAUAAACUCAACCAGCGCUGAAUAUGGCAUGGAAUUGAGCUUGGUUAGAGGAGCUGUUGACAACUCUAUCAGAAUUAUGGAGAUGAAGAAGCAAUUUGGGUCAUUUGACAAGUACCUGUGGAGAUUUGUGAACAACAAACCAAUAGCCACCCAGUACAAGGCCUGCAACAAGAUUCCGGUGAAGACCUCAAAGUCGGAAAGCAUAAGUAAAGACAUGGUGAAGAGAGGAUUCCGGUACGUGGGCCCCACCGUCAUCCACUCUUUCAUGCAGGCCGCCGGCCUUACCAACGACCACCUCACCACCUGCCUUCGACACCUCAAUUGCAAUUCCACCGCACCAGCUCACUAAUCAAUUGUCUAGUAACCCCUCGUAUCAUAAACUAAGUUAUUAUUAUUAUUAUGAUUAUUAUAACUUAGAAGAAAGAAGAAAAUGUAUCCCAAAUAGGUGAUGAUUGUUUAACAUAGAGAUAUAUAAAUAGUGGGCUUUGAUUUGAUUUUGUUCUUUUUGGGAGUGAGUUUGGAGCAGUAAUUAAUAUGAUGAUUUGGGAGUAGUAACAUAUUGUUAAUUGUAGUGAAAGUGAUAUGAUGAUUAACUUGGGCAGGGGAGGAAAGGAAUAAAGGGAAGGAUAGUGUAUGUAUGUAAGAGUAGUGGAGGUAUGGGGGGACAGGAAGCAUGUGCAGGGUAAAGGGCAUGUGUUUGGUGGGUGCAUAUGCCAUUCAUUCAUCUAUGUGACCACCACCACCACAUCUCCAUUAUUUGUUUGGUGAUGUUUGCUGUGAAGAGAAGAGAAUGCAAUCAGACUGUGUCUCAAUUAGUUUCUGAGUAGUAGAUUGUGGAUGAACGGCUCAAUUGAUUUUUGGGUAGUAGAUUUUCUGAACAAACGACUCAAUUAAUUUCUGGGUAACAGAUUGUGGAUAAACGACUUAAUUAAUUUCUGAGUAGCAGAUUGUGGGCAAGCCAAGAAGUGAAUGCAAUCCGGAGCCAGCACUAUGGAUUUAUGUACACUCCUUUCUUCACCUUUAUAUUUGUUUUCUUCUAACAUGUUACCACCUUAAUUGCAUUAGGGUUAGGCAAACACAAAGUGUUUGGUGAAAGUGCUUGUACUAUAUAUAUUUUAGUGUGGAUUUUGAGUGUUUUUAAUUUGGAUUUUGUAUAUCAAGGAUUGUAGUAUUAUAUAUGGAUAUUGAAUUUCUAUA